Messenger RNA from Racocetra fulgida, 1056 nucleotides. Lineage: Eukaryota; Fungi; Glomeromycota; Glomeromycetes; Diversisporales; Gigasporaceae. The record is from the annotation of a GenBank genome assembly.
AUGUCAAAUAUUAAAGAGUUAGCUCAAAAACAAACCGAUGAACCUACCUAUGUAUGGCAGAUAAAAGAUUUUCAAGAUCUUUAUCAAAGUAUGAACAAAGGAAAAUAUAUCAUGAGCGAUAGAUUUAGUUCACCACAACCAGUUUACAUUGAACCAAGAACUGGAAUCAAAAAACCAAUGCAUACGUGGCGUUUAAAAUUUUAUCCUCAUGGAAAAAAUUCCGUUAAUGAAUGUUUAUCAAUCUAUCUUAAAGCAUUCCCAUCAGAGUGUGAAAAAUCCCAGUCCACAUUAUCAAGACUGAUUAGAUAUCGAAUUGAUUUAUUUCGAAUUAAUUCGAUGGAAUCUUUAGCGCCUGAACGAAUAACAAAACUUGGAAGUGCAGUAUCAAAAGAAACAAUAUUUAAUCUUUCAACAUGUGAUUCUCAUGGUAGGAGAAAUAUUUGUGGAAUUAAGGAUAUUUUUAAUGAAACAAAUUCGACUACUACAUCGACAGAAUUAGUAAUUACUGUACAUAUAUUUUAUGAUAAUCAAAUGACUACUCCUCCUCCACAACCAUUCUUAACAUCAUUUGAGAAUUAUUUUGGAAAUGAUCUUUAUAACGACAUUGAAUUCGAAUUUGAUUGUGGUCGAAAAAUUCGAGCUGGUCGUAUAGUAUUAGCAUCUCGAUCAGAAUAUUUUGAAAAAUUAUUUGGAGGCGAAUGGCAAGAAUCAACAGCUUCUUCGAUUCAGUUAAAAAAUACAAAGUUUGAAUCUUUUCAUGCGGUACUGUAUUAUCUUUAUACGGAUAGAUUGGAAGAAGGCUUAUCAUUGGAAAUCCUUAAAAAUCUUUACUUAGAGACAGAUAUGCGUAGAAUUGAAAAGUUACAGCAAAUGGUGAUCAAGAGAUUUUCGGAAAUUUUGAGUAUUGCGAAUAUGGAUGAAAUUUUGAUUUAUAGUUUGGAGAUUGAGAAUGAAUAUUUAAAAAAGAUGGUAUUGCAAUUUCUUAAAAAUAAUUGGGAUGAUGUUAAACAUACCGAUCAAAUGAGAAGAAUGCUGAAAUUAGAGAACAUUGAUUGG